UAAGUAGUCUGUGAUCAUCGCUCAUCGCAUUCUCAUUUCCAAAUUUGUGUGUAUUUUAUUUAAUUAGUGGAGCGAGGGGUACAUAAAAUAAUACAAUUGCCGACGAUACCUGAAUUUUGGGUGUAGUAAAGUGAAGUUUGGUUCAAACUGCUGCGAAGAUCAUGAGUACACAAUUACUGGAAAAAGGUGUGUAGAUAUUGGGAACAGUAUAAUCUGUAUGCAGUACCAUGUCAGAUACAGAGCAACACAUUGUGAACUCAAUGCAACAGAUGUCAGUGCAACCUAACAACAGUGGCCACACAGAAAAACCUACUCAAGUUGUGACACCUGCCGUGAAACCUUCUUCAGCUAAAGUAACUCCGAUUAAAGGUGCUUUGGUCUCUCCUGCUAUAGCAACUAUAGAUAGGCUCCUGAGUCUCGGUACUAACGUGCCCCCGCCACCACCAGUCUUUACCAGACCAUCAGACAUGGACCCUCACACUGUCGAACAGCUACGAGCUGUCAAAGAAUUACUCACAACCCAAGAAGAAGAAGCACAGAACCUAAGAGAUCUGAAUAGAGAGUUACGAGAUCGUCUUGAGGAAUGCGAGACAAAAAUGAAAAAAUUAACAGAACAAAAUGAAGAGUAUGCAGAGAAAGAGAAGGCUCUAUCUAAGAGAGUGGCUGAAAAAGUGAAGAACAAUAAACAGAUGAGUGUUGUCAUGGAGGAAUAUGAAAGAACAAUAUCUUCAUUAAUUGGGGAACGACAAUCUGAGGCUACUCGGUGGGCUGAGGAGAGAGCCACUCUUGUACAAGAAAGGGAUGAAGCUGCAGCACAUUUAGCAUCCAUGGAACACGCCUUUAAUGAUGUACAUACAAAAUAUGAAAGGUGUAAAGUCAUUAUACAAGGCUAUAAGAGCAAUGAGGAGGCACUAAAAAGAUCAGUAGAGGAGAACAGUGAUGUAAUACAAAAAUUAGAAGCAAGGUAUGAAACCUUACGACAGCAUGCCAUGCAACAAUUGAACAAGGCCAAUGCUGAGUUGGAUGCAGUAAAGAAAGCUCAUCAGGCUGAGAUUUUAAAACUAAAUGCCAUGCUUAAAAAGAGUGAAGUUGCGGCUUCUUCCUUGCAAGAAUCACUAGCACAGAAAAUCAAGGACAAUGAGGAGCUGACAGCCAUUUGUGAUGAGUUAAUUAACAAGGUUGGUUAAUUAGUCACCAUUCAUGAGUACACACUAUUUCACAGUAAGCAUUUUAUGUGUAUAUGUAGAUGAAUAUUGUUUCAAUAUAAGUGUAAAUGAUACACAAACCUCCCAUAACAAGCUAAAUUACUUAAAGGAAUACCAUGUCUGUAAAAAAUAAUUUGUUAUAUCUGCAUUAAUUGUGUAAUUUGUGCAAUCAAUCUCAGUUUUAUAUUUUUGUACCAUUUUAUGUUUUAGUUCUAAGUUUUAUAACUUUUGACAUUCUUUUUUAUGAUUAUUUCAACACUUUAAUGUUCAUUUCAGUAUUUAAUUCAAUUCAGUAUUCAUUAAUGAUUUACUUCAUGUAUGUUAAAUUAUGGAGAUUACACAUGUAUUGUGAUUCAAAUCAGUUGUAACUUAAUUUUAUAAAUUCAUAUAAAUCGUCCAAAGAUGUCAGUGGCUUGAUUUGGAUUCAUAAUCUCAAUAUUCAUCAUUACAAAUGUUUUGUUGGCAAAAGUGUGUAAAUGUGUAAAUGUACAGGUGUGUUUUCAAAAUGAGACAUUUCAAGAAGAUUCACAUUUCAAGUAUUAGAGAGCAUUUCACACAUAUGAACAUCGUGAUUAUGAAUGGUGUAUGAAAUAUAACACUUACUAGUUCGUUUAAAAUAGUGUUUAAAGUUCAGCUCUCGCGUGUUUGUUAAGUUUCGUACCUAGAAACUACUGAUUUUAUUGAAGAAUACUUCACAAGCUAGCUGCCAUAUUUGAUUUUGAAAAUUCAUUUAUGUUAUUUGUAAAGAAUUAUUAUAGAUAUUUAAACAUUAUGUAUGUGCUUGAAGUAGUUUUAUCUUAAAGAGAAGUAAUAGUAGAUUAUUAUCAUUUUAAGUACUAGUUUCUAUGACAUCGAUUAUUAUAAGUCUAAUCUGGUACUCGCAAUAUCUUGGUUGGUUCUAGUCUUCGCAAAAUAUAUUAGUGGAUCUGCAGUGCAAUAGCGUGUUCAAAAUCAAAGUAUUGUACAGUAUUUACUAUCAGUUAAAGUUUUAAUCGCUUGUUAUUGAUAGAUAGAGAUUGGGAAGUUUCAAAUUAUUUGAAAAUUGUAAACAUAGAGUC
Molecule: messenger RNA, 2263 nt
Organism: Hyposmocoma kahamanoa
Lineage: Eukaryota; Metazoa; Arthropoda; Insecta; Lepidoptera; Cosmopterigidae
Product: transforming acidic coiled-coil-containing protein 3-like
Exons: 2
Coding region: 228-1187 (319 amino acids)
Biological process (GO): cell population proliferation; cerebral cortex development; mitotic spindle organization
Cellular component (GO): cytoplasm
Source: RefSeq, a predicted model, not a curated record